CACGAAAGUGAGCAUUUUCCUUGUGGUUGUUGUAUGUAUAAAAUAAUAUUUAGCGGAUAAAAUGUGACGUUUAAGAUUAAAUGUCUACGAUUGCGUGUGAAAUUUGAUAGUGUUGAAGCGCGUGGUGACUCGUCUUUGCAAGACAAAUCAUGACGAGACGAUCUUUGUGUCUGAGGCAAGUAGUGGCCCACAAUAGCAGGCAAGGGAGGGGCCGGGCCGCUCCCGGGCUGAGGCUGACUCUGUAGCCGCUUCACUCGAAGGGAAGUCGGGCAACGACGCUCGCCGGAGGCAUGUAAAGAUGGCAGAGCUACAAAUGUUGCUCGACGAGGAGAUUCCGGCCGGCAAGAGAGCGCUCGUGGAGAGUUACCAGAACCUGACCCGAGUGGCGGACUACUGUGAGAGCAAUUAUGUGCAGGCCCAGGACAAGAGGAAAGCGCUGGAGGAGACCAAAGCCUUCACCACGCAGUCCCUGGCCAGCGUGGCCUACCAGAUCAAUGCCUUGGCCAACAACGUGCUGCAGCUGCUGGACAUCCAGGCCUCGCAGCUUCGGCGCAUGGAGUCGUCCAUCAACCACAUUUCUCAGACCGUGGACAUCCACAAAGAGAAGGUGGCCCGGCGGGAGAUCGGCAUCCUGACGACCAAUAAGAACACGGCGAGGACCCACAAGAUCAUCGCGCCGGCCAACAUGGAGCGCCCCGUGCGCUACAUCAGGAAGCCCAUCGACUACGCCGUCCUGGACGACGUCGGACAUGGAGUCAAGUGGAUGAAAGCCAAGCAACACGGAAACAAUCAGUCACUCCGAGCGGGAACACUAUCGCGGACCAACCCCCCCACGCAGAAACCACCCAGUCCGCCCAUGUCAGGGCGCGGCACGCUCGGGCGAAACACAUCCUACAAAACCUUGGAGCCGGUGAAACCCCCCACGGUGCCCAACGACUACAUGACCAGCCCGGCCCGCCUGGGCAACCAGCACGGCGCGCAGCACAGCCCGGGAUGCGCGGCCUCGCUCAACCAGAGGCAGCGGACUCACAGCGGCAGCAGCGGGGGUAGCAACAGUCGGGAGAAUAGCGGCAGCAGUGGCAUCGGCAUUCCCAUCGCAGUGCCUACACCCUCCAUUCCCAACUCUGGACCAGGUGCCCCUCCGCCGCCGCCGCCUCCUCCUCCUCCGACCGGGUUCGGACCUCCACCUCCACCGCCUCCUCCUCCUCCCAUAGCGGUGGCUCCCGGGCCGGGUCCGGGCCCCGCCCCAAUGUCGCAGUUUGGCACCAUCUCGCGGCAGAUUUCACGGCACAACCCCGCCAACUCGUCGGUCUCCACGGUGUCGGCCACCGGCACCUACCGCCGGGCCCCGUCCGUCACCUCGCAGUUCUCCUUUCAGCAGCAGCUGCCUCACGUUAAUGGAGGCACGCCCGCUUAUAGCCACAACUCAAUGUGCGUGGCGCCCCCUCCCCCUCCCCCGAUGCCCCAGCUGACGCCACAGAUCCCCCUGACUGGCUUUGUGGCCAGGAUGCAGGAGAGCAUCUCCGACGCCCCGACUCCGCCCCCGCCGCCGCCCCCGGACGACGUGGCCGUGUUCGACGAGUCCCCGCCGCCGCCGCCCCCUCCCCCGGUGGACUACGAGGAGGAGGACGCCUCGGUGGUGCACUACAACGACCCCUACGCCGACGGGGACCCCAACUGGGCACCCAAAAACUACGUGGAGAAAGUGGUCGCCAUCUACGACUACAGCAAGGACAAGGACGACGAGCUCUCCUUCAUGGAGGGCGCCAUCAUCUAUGUGGUGAAAAAGAACGACGACGGCUGGUACGAGGGCGUCAGUAGCGGCGUCACCGGGCUCUUCCCCGGAAACUAUGUGGAAAGCAUUCAUACACUACGCCGACUGAGCCGCCGUGACGCUAACCUCGACCAUUAACCAAGUAAGACGACAGCGUGCACAAUUAGCCAACGGUAAACCCUCCGCUUAUCGACGUUUAUUUGCAAUAUAGCGGAGGCGCCAACGAUAAACCGAGAUAUAGCGGAUGUCUACUGGAUUUUUGUUUUGUUUUGUUUUUUUAUUCUGGGCGACAUCAACAGUUGAUGUGGUGUCCAAAGAUGGGGAAAUUAUUAUUUAUUUUUUUUCCCCAGUCGGCGGCAUUCUCUCUGUGCUGUAAAAUGGUUUCAUGUCCAACUCAACACUUCCUCCAUGAGAGAAAAAAGAAAAGCAUGCCAACCGUCACAAUAUUACCUUCAGUUUAUGAUUAUUGCCAUUAUGUUGUAAAUUUAUUCACCUGUUUUUUUUUUGUAUUAAUGUUGAAUCACUGAACCUGUAAGAAAAUUCAGAAGAUUUCAGGGCCUCAAAAAUGACUCUCUUUUCACACAUCAGCAUCUUUGCUUCCGGGUUGCCCUUCGGUUUGGUUUUGUUGUGCUGCAUUUACACGGCUGGUAAAGCGUUCCACAAACAAACGAUUAAGUUAGUUGCUUAGCAAAAGAAGGUCUUGCAAGUGUAAAACUCAGGAUGCCAACACAGCCUUUUUAUUUGCAGGCUCGUUUUUUUAAUAUAUAUAUAUAUAUAGAUUUUUUUUUUUUUUUUUACAAAAUUCACAGAGCUAUAUCUUCAGAACAACGCUGUUGAUGAACUGUAAAACCAAGUAUAACAAAACAUUUUUUAUUAUAGUGACCAGAAUGUUUCGAUUGAAUUCACAACGGGUGCUGCGAAAAUAACGCCGCGCUUUUCGGAACUCCCAGGUGUCUUGAACGCACCAUCAAUGAACGUGUUUAGCACGUAUGCAGUUAGGAUAGCAGCACGCAUUCUUUUCGUUGAGUAAUUUGCCCAAUAGGUGCACUCGGUUGUUUAUUGGUGUACUUUAGUUUGCCUAAUGCGCUAUAAAACCCUUGAAAAGGGCCGGUUUUGUUGCAUUUUUACAGCGUCUUUGCCGUAACCCGUCCACACGGCUUCCUGUUUGUUUUGACCAUUCAGAGACGAGACUAAGGUCACGCGGUUGGGUCGCGAUGCAUUUGGGGAUGCUCGGAUUUGCGAAAAAUGCCAAACCAUGGAAAUCGGCCAGUUUACAAACCUUCAACUGAAUCCGACCACGUCAACCCAACAUUCCGUGUUUGACUUAAUGUUAAUGGACAAAAAAACAAACCAAUCGACUUUAAACGAGCAACUUAUUCUUACCUCUUGAUGAGCGGCUAUGUUAAAUCCUCAUAAUUUUCACUCAGGUGUUUGCUGAGUUCUCACAUCGUAUUGUUUUCAUUUAUGUUCUUCAUAUUUGCUUUUUGUGCAUCAAACAACAAAAUCUGCCCCUCAUUUGUAUGUAAAAUAUGUUGAUUAAAAAAUGUAUGUACAGCCUUUUAUAAUAAACAGUUCUAUGUACAACAAGAA
This is a messenger RNA of Phycodurus eques (leafy seadragon), 3364 nucleotides long. RefSeq names its product abl-interactor 1a (gene abi1a). Bases 299 to 1912 code for a protein of 537 amino acids. The record is from RefSeq and is a predicted model, not a curated record. The transcript has 12 exons. NCBI's taxonomy places the organism in Eukaryota, Metazoa, Chordata, Actinopteri, Syngnathiformes, Syngnathidae. Gene Ontology annotation, cellular component: intracellular anatomical structure; lamellipodium. Gene Ontology annotation, molecular function: SH3 domain binding.